This is a messenger RNA of Pyricularia grisea, 1842 nucleotides long. RefSeq lists its product as uncharacterized. The record is from RefSeq and is a predicted model, not a curated record. The transcript has 3 exons. The coding region runs from base 1 to 1842 and encodes 613 amino acids. Gene Ontology annotation, molecular function: protein binding. NCBI's taxonomy places the organism in Eukaryota, Fungi, Ascomycota, Sordariomycetes, Magnaporthales, Pyriculariaceae.
AUGGCCAUGGGCAACAUUCUCUACUCGGCUUUUGUCGGAGCCAUCUUGGCCACCACAUUCGUUUCCGCAGCCUCAACACCCAAGGGCUGCUUCAAGAACCCACCAAAUAGUCAAGCUGCUCUCGGGAGAGCAUACCCACAACUCAACAAUGCCAAGAUGACGGUGGCCAUGUGCGAACAGCACUGCACAAAACACCAAAGCAGUAUCUUUGGCUUGGAGCGCGGCCGCAUCUGUAACUGCGGCGAUGUCGUUGUUCCCGAGGCGGUUGCAGGCACGGACGCGCAGUGCCGGACAAAGUGCGGAGGUGAUGCUAAAGCAUACUGCGGCGCCACCGGAUUCUUCAACCUCUAUGAGCUUGACACAUCUGGCUACCCCAGUGCUGGACAGUGGGGGCCUAUCGUCAAGUUUCCCGUCGUCCCCGUCUCCGUAGCUCUCAUUCCAGAGUCGGGUGACUUGAUGACUUGGUCGUCUGGAUGGCCUGAACGGUUCACCAACGCCGGCAAUGGCAAGACUUAUACAGCCAUCUACAGUGCUGCGACUGGUAAUGUCAGCGACGCCAUUGUUCAAAACACUGCGCACGACAUGUUCUGUCCUGGAACUUCGAUGGAUGAGUAUGGCCGUAUCAUUGUCACUGGCGGCUCCAGUGCCUCCAAGACGAGCGUCUUUGAUUUCAAGAACGGCCAACGCUCCCCCUGGGCACGCGCUUCCGACAUGACUAAUCCCCGCGGCUAUCAGUCCAGCGUCACUACGUCCGAGGGCAAGAUUUUCACCAUUGGUGGUACCUUCACCGGCAAUGGCAAGAGAGACGGCGAGGUCUACGACGUCUCCUCAAACGAGUGGACCAAGCUUCCCGGCUGUCCGGCAAACAUCAUGCGAGUUGCCGCAGGCCAGUACCCGGACAGCCACACCUGGCUCUGGGGUUGGAAGGACGGCUUUGUGCUGCAGGCCGGACCGUCCAAGAAGAUGAACUGGUUCGACACCAAGGGCACGGGCGCCAACAAGCCAGCCGGCACCCGCGGAGCCGACCAGGACUCCAUGUGCGGCGUCACGGCCAUGUACGACGCAGCCGCCGGCAAGGUCUUCACCUACGGCGGCGGCACACGCUAUUCCGGCUACGACGGGUCCAAGGCCGCGCACGUCCUGACCCUCCCCGACACCCCCGGAGACCCCGUGGCGGUCGAGCGCGUCUCGGACGGCCAGUACGGCCGUGGUUACCACAACGCCGUGGUCCUGCCCGACGGCAAGGUGUUUGUGGUCGGCGGCAUGAGCAAGAUGGCUCUCUUCUCCGACGGCACCCCGCAGCUGUUCCCCGAGAUCUGGGACCCGGCCACGGGCGGCUUCACCACGAUGCGCCCGCACGCCAUACCGCGCAACUACCACUCGACCGCGAUGCUCAUGGCAGACGGCACCGUCUUCUCCGGAGGCGGCGGCCUCUGCGGCAGCGGCUGCUCCGCCAACCACUUUGACGGGCAGUUCUUCAGCCCGCCGUACUUGUUCGAGGCCGACGGCAAGACGCCCGCCCAGCGGCCAGUCAUCAGCAGCCUGGGACCGGCCACGGGUGCGAACGGCGCCGUCGAGGUCAGGGCCGGCGAGAAGGUCACCGUCACCAUGCAGGAGGCGGGCGGCUACAAGUUCAGCAUGAUCCGCACCGGAUCGACGACGCACACGGUUAACACCGACAGCAGGCGCAUUCCGCUCGAGGGUCAGGACGUGGGUGAUGGCAACUACGUCGUCACCGUUCCGAACGACUACGGAAUUGCCACGCCUGGCUAUUACAUGCUGUUUGCAAUUAAUGAGGCCGGGGUUCCAGCUGUGGCAAGGUUCUUCAGAGUGGGUUUGUAA